Balaenoptera acutorostrata (minke whale) is the source of this 1620-nucleotide messenger RNA. RefSeq names its product tRNA aspartic acid methyltransferase 1 (gene TRDMT1). Gene Ontology annotation, molecular function: methyltransferase activity. The transcript is spliced from 11 exons. Bases 42 to 1217 code for a protein of 391 amino acids. Lineage: Eukaryota; Metazoa; Chordata; Mammalia; Artiodactyla; Balaenopteridae. The record is from RefSeq and is a predicted model, not a curated record.
GCGGCGGCGGCGGCGGCGGCGGCGGCGGCGGCGGCGUGGGGAUGGAGGCCCUGCGGGUCCUGGAGCUGUACAGCGGCAUUGGGGGUAUGCACCAGGCGCUGAGAGAAAGCUGUGUACCUGCACAAGUGGUGGCUGCCGUUGAUGUAAACACUGUCGCUAACGAAGUAUACAAGUAUAAUUUUCCUCACACACCGUUACUGGCCAAGACAAUUGAAGGUAUUACACUAGAAGAGUUUGACAGAUUAUCUUUCAAUAUGAUUUUAAUGAGCCCUCCCUGUCAGCCAUUCACAAGAAUUGGCCUGCAAGGUGAUAUGACUGAUCCAAGGACAAAUAGCUUCUUAUAUAUUCUAGACAUUCUCCCAAGGUUACAAAAAUUACCGAAGUAUAUUCUUUUAGAAAAUGUUAAAGGUUUUGAAGUAUCUUCUACAAGAGACCUGUUAAUAAAAACAAUAGGAAAUUGUGGCUUUCAGUACCAAGAAUUUCUGUUGUCUCCAGCCUCUCUUGGCAUUCCAAAUUCAAGGCUACGGUAUUUCCUUAUUGCAAAGCUUCAGUCAGUGCCAUUCCCUUUUCAAGCCCCUGGUCAGGUACUGAUGGAGUUCCCCCAAACUGAAUCUGAACAUCGACAAAAACAUGCGAUAGAUGCAGAAAAGAAAACUGAAGAAAAGAAAAUUGAGCCAAAUAUAUGCUUUGAUAGCAGCACACAAUGUUCUGGAAAAGAGGCCAUUCUUUUUAAGCUUGAAACUGCGGGUGAAAUUGACAGGAAACAUCAACAGGACAGUGAUCUCUCUGUGCGAAUGCUGAGAGAUUUUCUUGAAGAUGACAUUGACAUAAGUUCAUACUUUUUACCACCAAAGUCAUUGCUGCGAUAUGCUCUUUUGUUAGACAUUGUUAAGCCCACAUCCAGAAGGUCCACAUGCUUUACAAAAGGUUAUGGACGCUACAUAGAAGGGACAGGAUCUGUGCUGCAGACCGCAGAGGAUGUGCAGAUUGAGACUAUCUACAAAUCCCUUACCAAUUUGUCACAAGAAGAAAAGAUAACAAGAUUGUUAAUGCUUCAACUUCGAUUUUUCACUCCUAAGGAAAUAGCAAAUCUCCUUGGAUUUCCUCCAGAGUUCGGAUUUCCUGAGAAGACAACAGUCAAACAGCGUUAUCGUCUACUUGGAAAUAGUCUCAAUGUGCAAGUAGUAGCUCAACUAAUCAAAAUCCUAUGUGAAUAAUUUUUAAGUAACUCUGAAAGAUGGUGGCAGUAUUCCAUUAUAUCCAGAUAAUAAUUCUGAAAUUCUUUUUUGAAUUAAUAUUGACAAAAUUCAACUAAAUUAUCUUAUUCUCUCAUUAAUAAGAAUUUGGAUUUAUCAGGAAAAUGCCAUCUUGUUUCCUUAAAUUUAUAUUACUGUGUUUUGUAAGGUGAAAAUUAUUGUUAUGCUUUAGGAGAAUAUCUUUUUAUAUGAAAUUGUUAAAUAUAUAUGUAAAAUAUUACCUUUAUAAUAUUAUGGUAUAGACAAAUUUAGGAACAUUAGAAUUUUAAUAUCUACAUGAAUAUUUUGUAAAGUGUCAUAACAGGUGUACUAUAUGAACUUGAGAAACUGUAUAUUGUGUAUGUUAAUUAAAGAAGUUGCUUUA